Molecule: messenger RNA, 6942 nt
Organism: Cataglyphis hispanica
Lineage: Eukaryota; Metazoa; Arthropoda; Insecta; Hymenoptera; Formicidae
Product: glycerophosphocholine phosphodiesterase GPCPD1-like
Exons: 15
Coding region: 364-2745 (793 amino acids)
Biological process (GO): glycerophospholipid catabolic process
Molecular function (GO): glycerophosphocholine phosphodiesterase activity; starch binding
Source: RefSeq, a predicted model, not a curated record
UCAUCGCUCGUGUAUAUAACGGGUAAUCGAAGAGAAGGGAAACCCAAGUUGCGGCCAAGUACCUGCCUAACGCGAAAUGCGAAUGUGAAGCUAGUAGCUCUCGAGCAUUCGCGCGCGUCGGAACCGGAAAUCAAACCGGUUGAUUGAAACAAACCCGUUCCCGGAAAAUAAAAACUUGUUCGUCAAUAUUGACGCAAUCGAAAAGGUGGCGAUGAUCGAUAGUGUCGUGGACCAGUGCACGAUGCAACCUACCGGAAGUUAGCACGUGUGAGAAAUUAUUUUUGCAGAGUGAAAAAACAAGGUGGAUAUCAGGCGCCACGUGAAUCUAGCAUCAUCGAAGUGGCGGCCGCACAAAGCACCGAUAUGAAAGGAUCUAAGAGAGACUGGAUUUUUAGAGUCCAGGUGCCCAACCUGGAAAAAAAUGAAGUUGUUUAUGUGGUUGGAAAUCUACCUGAAUUGGGUGCUUGGAAUCACAACCAGGCUGUCCUAAUGUCACAGGAGCAUAGUAGUCGCAGAGAGUCCCCUACAUUGUUUGACAAUAAUUGCAGUGGGGAUUUUUAUAACGAUGAUGGGUGUGAAAGCAAUGCAGCUGACAGCAUAUUUGUUGGCGAAAAAGAAGAAGGCCGAAUAUUCUCGCAAACGGUUGCUCUUCCCGUCGACGCUAAUAUCGAAUUCCGAUAUUUUAUAGCUGUCAUCUGUCAAUCAAAUGGCACUAAAAACUCAGCUAAAACUCUGAUUAUCCGCAGAUGGGAAACUCAUAUGACACCAAGGUUAAUUAGAAAAAAUACAUCAAGCAAUUUUGAUAAUGACAUAUUGCCAGAGCCUGAUAAAUUUGGCUAUCACAAUAAUUAUUACAAAAUUGAACGAGGCUGGUUAACAGAUGAAACUGUGAUACAAUUUAAACUAUUUAACAAUCCUAUUAAACUCUGGAAAAAUCGGCUUCAAAAUAGAAAAGUUCAUAUUAAGAUGACACCUGUAAAUCUAGUUAGACACAAUUCCUUAGAAUUGCAACAGUUUGGGGGCGACUGUGUAGACGAUAGUCUUUCUAUGGAUACACAAGAUAUUGUUGAUCAACCUGCCUUUACAAGUAUUACGGAAAUCGCUGUGAUGAACGAUGAAGAGGCUAGAUUCAAGUCCCAGGAGCAAUUCGGCCGUCCUUACAAUGAAGAUGAAUUUUUAAUCUUCAAUGUUGCUGUUCGGUAUCCUGAAACAAUUGCAUACUUAGUGGACUACUACGUAUACAGCUCAAGGUGUUUCCCAGGAGAACCACCAAAUCACAUUGGUUUCAGCUAUAUCCUGCCUAGUACUUUACAAUCCAGUGUCGGACUUCUCACUGUACCAAUUACUAGUACAAAACACAGACCCAUUGGACAAUUGACAGUGGAGUACGUCGUCAUAAAACCAAUUCCGGACUAUCCAUGGGACACAAGCAUUUCGUAUGCAAAACACUGGGAACAACGAUGGUCGGGUUUGGACGUAGGGCAUAGAGGACUUGGUACAUCUUUCAAGUUUGAAAUGAAGAACUGCGCUAACGUACGCGAGAAUACAAUCGCGUCUCUGAAGACUGCAUCGCAUCACGGUGCGGACAUGGUCGAAUUUGAUGUGCAAUUAUCGAAAGAUCUUAUACCUGUGAUCUAUCACGACUUUUACGUAUCCAUCUCGCUGAAACGUAAAAAGCAGAUAGAGGCUAUGGAUAUGCUGGAAAUACCCGUUAAGGAUCUUACUUUAGAGCAGCUGCAUCUACUCAAGGUUUAUCAUGUUGCUGAGGGCCGUGAGAAGAAUCCGAGAUUCUUUGAUGAGGAUUUGGAAGAUCAUCAGCCCUUUCCUACGCUGCAAACUGUACUCCAGGAAUUGGAGCUGCACAUUGGAUGCAAUAUCGAAAUUAAAUGGACUAUGCAAUUGAAGGACGGCACGUUCGAGCUUAAUCAUCCCUUUGAUCUCAACAUAUAUCUAGAUAUCAUUCUGAAGGUGGUAUUGGAAUACGGCGGCGAUCGAAAAAUCGUGUUUUCCUCGUUCAAUCCGGAUAUUUGCGCGAUGAUCCGUCUCAAGCAAAAUAAAUAUCCAGUAGUAUUUCUAACACAAGGCGUUACAUUGAAAUAUCCCACUUAUCACGAUCCGAGAUGUCAGACGAUACCGAUGGCCAUGAGACAUGCAUUAGCCGCGGACAUUCUAGGAAUUAAUGUCCAUACAGAAGAUAUUCUUCGAGAUCCAUCUCAAGUCAAGUUGGUUAAGGACGCGGGAUUAAUUAUAUUCUGUUGGGGCGAUGAUAAUAACGAUAAGGCCACUAUCCAGCAUCUGAAGAAACUCGGUUUACACGCAGUCAUAUACGAUAAAAUGGACGAAUAUAAUCCAAAAGAAGUAAAGGAAAGUAUAUUCUUGGUGGACGCUAGAGAAAGCCAAAAGGAGCUAAUAGCCUUGGCACAUUGCAGUCAAACAUCACAGACACAAAUCUCUACUCCUCUUAACACAGAGAAGGAAUAUUAUUCGGACCGACCGUCGACGACCACAUCACUCGCGAAGAACAAUAUAUUUAACGGCGAUAAUAUAUAUUCCGUACCGACCUUAGAAACCACCUGCGAAGAAAACAGAGAGAUCAAUGAGAUAACCAAGGAUUUCAGUACUUGUGCUAAUACUUUUGGCAACUCGUCGGCGAAUAUGAAAAAUGCCUCUGACCUGAUGUGUGGACAGCCGACUGCUCCACCUGAAAUUUAUGGAGAGGAUGAAACGGCAAAGGAUUGCCUUUGAUGCUUUUCCUUCAAGAAGCCCUUCUUCUCAUGGUUUUGAUAGAGAUCACAUGAUAUCACCGAGAGAAGUCUAUGCGAUACGACACAGGGAAAACUUGUUUUCUAACUUGCGCUAUAUUUGUAGUUGAUAAGCCGAAGUAUUACCAAGGAUCGUUGUUACUUUAAAGUAUAAUAUGCGAUACGCGAAGAAAAAUCAUCCAAUUUUUCUCUUACGAUGCGUAUUCCUUUAAUCGGUCCAUUUUUCUCGCGUAUUGUAUAGCGUGUGUCGGAAAAAUUUGUUUAAAAAUUUGAGAUCGUUAUUUGUUUAACGAGAAUAAUUUGGAGAUCAUAAAUAUGCUAUUUGAUUUAUGUGUCAAAAAGCCUAGAAUUCUCAAUCUAAAACACAUUCAACAAUUUCGAAAUCUUAACGAUUAAUGACAAAUGAACUUUAAAUAUAUAAUUCUUUAAGCUCUCUGUAAAAAUUAAAAAGUUCAAUUUUCUAUCGGAUUCAAAAACCGAAAUAUAAGCUUUUACAAAGAUCAUCAUGCAAAGAUUUAGAAAUUUAAGAAUCUAGCAAUUCGAAGAUCCGAAUACUUAAAAGUAUAGGAAUCUAAAAAUAUACAGUUUUAUUAAUAUAGUUUAAUUAUCAGAUUAUAUUUUCUCUAAUAUUAAAAAUCAAAUGCAAGUUUCGGCGAAAUAUGUUAGUAAUAUCCUGUAUGCAUCCCAAUACUUUGGAACAAGGAUCUUCUAAACGCUAAUGAAUCCGACGCAGGCUGUAGAAAACGAUUCUAAUCCGCGUAUCUACGCUCAUAAUAAGGAGCUGACGCGGAAUGUUUUUAGUACAAAUGUUCACAGGUAUAUGUUUUUAUUUAAAAUCGAGGAAGAAACAAAAACAUUUUCUCCUUCCGUAUCUCUUCCGCUUUAUCGCGAUUCAAAUAUUAUAAUAUGAAUCAAGAAAAAAAAAAAAUAGACAAAAAAAGUAAGUUGAUUGUACUUUACGAGAGCGCGAUACCAUUAAUUGGUACAUUUUUUACAAGCUGUUGAAUGAAAAAAAAAAAAAAACAAAGGUGAGAGCGAAUGAUCGCGCCUCACCUUUUCGAAUUGCCUUUUCGAUAACUGCAUCUGACAUUUUAAGAUCAUAAAAUACUAUUUUUCAUAGUCAGAUAGAAUAGGGAUAUUACUUCAUAUUCAUUUAUUUAUAUCGUUCAACAACGCGCUUCAUUCGAUUAGUGUGAGCACGAUCGAAGAAAAUAAAUAAAAAUUUUUCAAAAAAACACAGAUAUUUUUUAAAUUUUGUUUUCUCACAUUUUUAGUAUUGACGAGUGCUCAUUCUGAUUAGUUUUACGAGAUUGCUGCAAAUAAUCUGCGAUCUUUUAGUGAUGUAAAUCGCAUUACACAACUUGACGUUCAAGCCGACUGUUCGAGCAAUUUAUCAUGCGUAUCGAGUAUCGGACAAACUUUAAAUUUUAAUCGAAAAUAGCCUCUCGCGCUUUUAACGCACCAAGUGCGAUCGAAAGCGUCAAACGCUUAAAGCAUUCGCUUUCUAGAAACAGUUUCCCGAAUACACUAUUCUUGAAAAAAAAGGAAGAUAAUGCUAAUCCUUCAACCGAUAGCUUUUUCUAUCCGCUGAUGAUACGAACGAGCCAAGCUCAUUGCACCGUCCGCUUCAAUUUUUGAUAUUAUAAUAAUUCACAUUCUUUAUCAAAACAAAUGAAAUAUUUCACCGGGGAUAAAUGGAAAAUCAACACUUUGCGCUCGGAAUGCAUUCUUCUAACAAUCAAAUAUUAUAAUCGGAUAUAAUACCAUUGUAUGAGAUAUUUGCUUGUCACAUGACGCGAUUAAAGAUUUAUAUCAAGUUUAUAUACAUAAAUAUAUUGAUUGACUCGUAAAGAAAAUAGAAGUUGAUAAAAUUAGAUUAUUACUUUUGAAUUCUCAAACAAUGAAAUUCAAAUUGGAUUAUCGCUUGAACUUUCUCUGACAUAUUGAAAUAAAAUAAAUUAAGAAAUCUAGAUAUCAAGAAAACAUGUAUAAAUGCAUAGAGCAUUUCGCCGACUAAUUUCGCAAAGUGAAGAAAAUAUAGAUUUUUAAAAUAAUUAAAAAUAAAGAGAGAGAGAAAGAAAAUAUACUCUAAUUGUUAUAAAAAUAUUAUAGUAAUAUAUUAUACGACGAAUAUAACGUGUAUAUGUUGUACGUCUAUUAUAUACGCUGUUAUAACACUAGCUUAUAAAUUUCAUUCUUCUUUUUAGUGCCAGAAAUAGAAACAAUUUUUUUUUACGUAUUUUGGGACGCUGAAUCCAAAUCCGCAAGGCAAAAUGGCCUAUCAGGUUUUUAAGGAAAAUAGAUUUGAAAUUCUCCAAAAACUUGUUUAUCAUUCUUGAUAAUUUAUAGCAGACAAACUCACGUGCAAGAGAUUUCAAAAAGGGCUCAAAUGAAAGUUUGAACAUUAUAUUUUAUUAAUAUAAAAAUAUCGAAUCUUUUACCGCAGGUACAAUCUCAGGCGCAUUUUGUUUUUAUGUGUAGUCACACAGUGUCAAGUAGAACGAUUAUCCCCUCACAGUCUAAUUGCAGAUAAAAGAUUCGAUCUUUUUUAUAUUAAAGUACAAUGUUCAAGCUUUCAUUUGAGCCCUAUCUGAAAUCUCUUGUAAGUCGAGUUUGUCUGUUACAAAUUUUCAAAGAUGGUAAGAAACCUGUUUUUUAAAAAAUCCAACUCUAUUUUUCUCGAAAACCUGACCUGAUAAAAAAUUUUUGUUGGCAAAUUCGUGCUCAGCGUUUACAAUUACUCUAGAAACAGUGUUCAAAUGUUCUGAUGCAAAAUCUUGUAAACUAGUAUAAUUUAAUAAUAUAUAACACCUAAUGUGUUAAUUUUACACUGUAAUAAUAAUAAUAAUAAUAAUAAUAAUACAAUAUACUAUUGUAUUAUUGAGACUGGGUCGACAUUUCGCAGUGCAAAGAGUUGAUCUAUCGGUUGAGGGAAGUUCAAUAAGAGAGGUACACAUAUACGAAUAUUAUAUCUUUCUAAAAUUUUGAAUAAAAAAUGAUACGUGUGCACCCAUACAGCACAAAACAUUAGGGAUUACAUCGCCGCAACGUUCUGUGCUGUAUGGACGUGUCGUAUUGUAAGAUGAUAAAAAACUAUAUGCCGGCUAUAAAGCGAUUGUAUCAAUCGUCGAGAUAAUGUACAGUAAAUUCGUUUACGGAUAAUAGCAAAUAUACGAUCUGUGUACGUUACUGCGAAAGAUUACCCUGCUACAUUAUAUGCGGGGUUGCUUACUUUUGUCUUAUUUUUAAUUUUAUCUUAGUAUCUUAUUUUUUUCAGUUUAUCUUUUUAAAUCUAUGCAUCCAACGCGAAUGGUAUCGCAAUAAGUCGGCGGAAAAGAUUUCCGAUCAUAUAAAUCGAAAGGCUUAACUGUACGCAUGUUGAAGAAAUCCAUAGAGAAGUCGAAUAUAUAAUUAUUUUUUUAUAGAGAAAGACUGGUAAAAAAUAUGGUAAUGACUGAACAUUUAAUAAUAGUAUAACAUUAUGGUAACAUUAUAAUUUAAUAAACAUAAACAACACAAGGUUCACUUUGGAAGAAGCUCAGGAUUUAAACAUGAGGUUUAAAUCCUGAGCGUCAACAUAUCUUGAAACUACAAUAAAUUCACAGUUUUAUAUGUAGUUAAAUCUUUGCAUAAGAUAUUGUUUUAUUGAUUUUUUUUUUUUAUAUAUAAAAAUACAAGUUUUGCCUGAGAUGGAAAAGAGAAGUUAAAUAAUUAUUGUUAAGUGAGAAUCUCUCGAAUAGAAAAUCGAUCAAAUUUGAUCAAAAUUGCAAUGCACUCAAGACCGAUUUUAAAUUGACUUUCAAAAAAUACGUAAUCGAAAACUAUUUUGUGUUUUUAGCUAUACAUAUAUAAUAUUCAAUAUUAAAAAUUUAUUAUUAUAAUAUUUCAGAAGAAAUAAAAAAUCCCGUACUGAAUAACUCCACACAUUAAUAAGCAAACUUUAAAAGUAUUGCAAAGCUGACUUAUUGCGGAAAUAUUUAUACAAAAUAUUUCAGUCUCCGAAUUGUUUAAUAGUUUAACUAGUAAAUUUUGAUCAUAUAGUUAAGAUUUCACACAACAACACCUUUAUCUAUAUUACCACUUCUAUCUUAUUGUUUACGGUAAACAUCAUAUGCAAGGAUUGAGAAAAGAAGUGAAAUUAUUUAUAUUCUUGCCGAAAUAAUAAACCAUUUGUAUCACA